Molecule: messenger RNA, 612 nt
Organism: Saccharomyces eubayanus
Lineage: Eukaryota; Fungi; Ascomycota; Saccharomycetes; Saccharomycetales; Saccharomycetaceae
Gene: RRS1
Product: ribosome biogenesis protein RRS1
Exons: 1
Coding region: 1-612 (203 amino acids)
Biological process (GO): endonucleolytic cleavage in ITS1 to separate SSU-rRNA from 5.8S rRNA and LSU-rRNA from tricistronic rRNA transcript (SSU-rRNA, 5.8S rRNA, LSU-rRNA); ribosome biogenesis; ribosomal large subunit export from nucleus
Cellular component (GO): nucleolus; nucleus; preribosome, large subunit precursor
Molecular function (GO): protein binding
Source: RefSeq, a predicted model, not a curated record
AUGUCAGCAGAAGAUUAUAAGAACUUGCCAGUUACCGUUGAAAAGCCUAUCCCAGUUGUGUACGACUUGGGUAACUUGGCAGCUUUCGACAGCAACGUUUUGGAUAAAAAUGAUUUUGAUUCUUCAAAUGUUAAGCGUGAGGAAAAAAUAAAGAACCUCACCCGUGACAAUGUUCAGCUACUGAUCAACCAGCUAUUAUCUCUGCCUAUGAAGACAACGACCGAAUCUGCAGGCGGUACCAGCGGCCAAAGUUCUGUGAUGACUUUACUACAACUUCCUGUUGCCACCACUGAGCUACCAAGAGAAAAACCAUUACCAAAGGCUAAGGCUAUGACCAAAUGGGAGAAGUUCGCAGCUAAAAAAGGUAUCAAACCAAAGGAGAGAGCAGGUAAGAUGGUUUAUGAUGAAGCUUCUGGUGAAUGGGCUCCAAAGUGGGGUUACAAGGGUGCAAAUAAGAAACUAGAUAGUCAAUGGCUAGUCGAAGUAGACGAUAAAGUAAAAGGUACUGAAAAGGAAUUGAUCGAUCCAAGAACUUUGAAUAGGGCAGAAAGAAAACGUUUGGUAAAGAAGAACGAAAAACAGCAAAAAAGAAAUAUGAAGAAUGCUUUAUAA